Messenger RNA from Colletotrichum aenigma, 1671 nucleotides. RefSeq lists its product as uncharacterized. Lineage: Eukaryota; Fungi; Ascomycota; Sordariomycetes; Glomerellales; Glomerellaceae. The transcript is spliced from 3 exons. The coding region runs from base 1 to 1671 and encodes 556 amino acids. Gene Ontology annotation, molecular function: chromatin binding. The record is from RefSeq and is a predicted model, not a curated record.
AUGCCAGGUCCUAUUGAAGACUACGAGGACGAGCUUGGGAAUAUGUGGGCUGCGGAUUACGAUGAAGGCCAAGACUGGGAAGCCGCCGAUGAUCUCGCUAAGAUCGAGAACCGCGAAAUCCUGCAAAUCUCAGAGAACCCGGUUAUCGCCAACCCGUCGGAGGACGCGCCUGCCCAGCAAGAGUUUCAUAGGGACGCGCAGACCGUCUUCCUGCCGCCAGAUUUUCAACCAGUCACGAACAUCUCCGUUGACCUCCCGGCAAGCACUCUCAUCUCGCCGCGGUACCUUUAUCAGGGUCAGGAGCUCCCGGCUCCGGUUGAUCGGGAGUUCAGAGUCGUCCAGAAGUUACUAGAGGAGCAUCGGCGAACAAGUAAAGGAGGGGACGACUUCAUUGACAUUGAACUCGACCAAUUCACCGUAUUUACCGAACCGUACAUGGGUGGGCUCACAGAGGCCUACAAGAAGAUGCAAUAUCCAGGAGAGAUGCGACCACUCCAACACCUUUCAAUCAAAAUUGGCUGCAAAGUCAUGUUCGCGGCUGGAGUCUUGUCAGUUGGCGACGCUCGGUACUUUGAGAUAUGGAUCCAGUCACAGAUGAACACCAAGUAUAAGGAGGGUGUUUAUUACCGUCUGAAAUCCCCUUCGCCAGAGUACAGAAGAUUUCACAUGGGUUUCAUGUGGCUGGCAGACCUUUCGAAGCAUGUCGUCGACUACCUCUCCGCCGCGGUAGAUGCUGGACGUCGCGUGUUGUUCAGAGAGUUCCGAUCUGAUUUCAGUGCAUGGCUUUUAAAGCACCACGGGGCUUCUGAGGCAUUCACUCGCUGGCGACAACAGCUACCAGGGAACGACUUCCGCACAGCAAUUGUGGCCAAUCUGGACUUUAUCUACAAGGAGGUUCAUGGCGUUCUCGGUCAGCAAAAGACCAAGUCCAUCUAUAUGUGGAAAGAGAUUCCCCUACCCACGCCGAGCAAGACGCCAUCAACCCCAACAAGCGGUGCAUCCUUUCCAGCACCAGAAAAGGCGUUCGGUAAGACCGUCGUCACGCCAUAUAUAUAUGAACUCUUCAACCAACUACCCUGCGGCUUCAUGAUGGAGGCCUUAGCGCCGAGCCCUCGAGCUGACCACUUGCGGAGUAAUCUCACAAGCGCCUACAACUUGGAGUCAUCGCCAGUCCCCCAUACACUUGCUCAUCAGGUAUAUGAGGAGAGGAGUGCUAAAGAGGUCUGUGUCGGCGAUGUCAUUUCUACGACAAGGGAUGCUGACGGCAGCUCUCAGUGGGCUAGAGAGGUUGCUCCUGGCUUUCGCGAUGUCGACCGGUGGUUUGGACUUGUGCAAGAAGUUCACAAGUUGAGGGAUGGCAAGCGGUGUUUUGAUGUCAUCUGGCUGUACAGACCCGUGGACACUCUGUGUGGUACUAUGAAGUAUCCUUGGAAUAAUGAGUUGUUCCUCUCGAACCACUGCUCUUGUGGGGAUGGAUGUCCUAAGAUCAAAGAGAGCGAGGUUCUCUCUAUUCAUGAUAUCCACUGGGGAGGCGCGGCAGGCACCAACGCAGAGUUCUUUUGCCGACAAACAUACCUCACCAAAUUGACGACACAACGAUGGGUUACGUUUCAGCAGAGCCAUCUUCGUUGCAACCAUGAGGCCGAGGCGUUUACCUAUAAGAUGCGAUAG